Messenger RNA from Salvia hispanica, 1390 nucleotides. Its product is annotated as mRNA capping enzyme family protein. Gene Ontology annotation, biological process: 7-methylguanosine mRNA capping. The record is from RefSeq and is a predicted model, not a curated record. Gene Ontology annotation, cellular component: nucleus. Lineage: Eukaryota; Viridiplantae; Streptophyta; Magnoliopsida; Lamiales; Lamiaceae. Gene Ontology annotation, molecular function: mRNA 5'-cap (guanine-N7-)-methyltransferase activity.
AUAAAUGCAAAAGUAGUAAGCUUGUACCCCUUGUAUUAUAUCGUUGUGGUUCUUCUUCCUCUCCUUCUCAAAACAAUUGAUUCAAACCCUUCUUCAAUUAAUCAUUGCCUUAUUAUUGUAUAAUUAUCAAUGAAGCGAGGCUAUCAAGAAUCUUCAUCAUCGAGUUCUUAUGGACCCCCUCAGUCCAAAUUUAAGUAUAAUCCUGAAGGUGAUGGACAAUUUCUUGAGGAUGAGAAUACUAAGAUAUUUGCAAGGAAAGUGGCUGAUCACUACAGUGCUAGAACGAAUCAGACACUCGAAGAACGAGAAGCUAGCCCUAUCAUUCACCUGAAGAAACUGAAUAAUUGGAUAAAGAGUGUGCUGAUUCAGCUAUACGCAAAAAAAGGAGACGCCGUUCUUGAUUUAGCUUGUGGAAAGGGUGGUGAUCUCAUCAAAUGGGACAAAGCAAGGAUUGGUUAUUAUGUCGGUAUUGAUAUAGCUGAAGGAUCGAUAGAAGAUUGCCGCACGCGAUAUAACGGUGACGCUGAUCAUCACCAGCGUCGCAAAAAAUUCUCCUUUCCUGCCAGACUCUUGUGCGGUGACUGCUUUGAGGUCCGUCUAGAUAAGGUUUUGGCAGAAGAUGCUCCAUUUGAUGUAUGUAGCUGCCAGUUUGCAAUGCAUUACUCAUGGUCUACAGAGGCGCGUGCCAGGCGGGCCUUGGCCAAUGUAUCAGCUUUACUUCGGCCAGGAGGCAUCUUCAUUGGAACAAUGCCAGAUGCCAAUGUCAUCAUAAAAAAACUUAGAGAAGCUGAGGGGCUACAAUUCGGUAAUAGUGUGUACUGGAUACGUUUUGAUGAAGAAUUUGACGACAAGAAAUUUAAGUCUUCAAGUCCCUUUGGCAUCAAGUACAAGUUCCAUCUAGAGGAUGCAGUGGAUUGUCCUGAGUGGAUUGUUCCUUUUCAUAUUUUUAAAGCACUUGCUGAAGAGUAUGGUUUGGAGUUGGUCUUUGUUAAAAAUUCGCAUGUAUUUGUGGACGAGUACAUGAAGAAGCCUGAGUUUGUUGAGCUCAUGAGAAGACUCGGUGCUCUGGGUGAUGGCAAAGACGACAAUAGUACAUUAUCACCUGAUGAGUGGGAGGUGGCCUACUUAUAUUCUGCUUUUGUGUUAAGAAAGCGAGGGAAACCCGAUCAAGCCCCAGUCAGUAGUAGAGACAAGGGUAAGAUGAACCUUUCAAAAGAAGAUAUCAUCUUCAUCAACGACCAACCUUAAUUAAUCAUUUCAAAAAUCAAAGAACUGGCCUUGCUGCAGUUUUGGCCUAAAUUGUACUACUGAAUUAUUUUUUAUGCAGCUAUACUUGAAUAUAUAAGGGGUGACUGAUUUUCAUGGCACUAGUCACCAUGGCAUUUUCUGA